ACCGUCGCGUACGCAUGUGCGAUCAUAACAUAUAUACAGAAAUACGCUUUAGUGAUUUACCGUUAUACUUUGUAGAGAAUUUUUGUACCGCUAAGUUCGUAUACCCGUUUAAUUUUGUAUGUGGUACUAAUAUACAUUUACCAUAUGACGGCUUAACGCGUGUUUAGCUACAAUCGAAGCGUUCUAGUUUGGUAAUUUUAGGUAAAUCACAAAGAUAACUUCUUAAGCUGGCACCAAUAAUGAAGAAAGUGAGCACUGUUCCUACCGGAAAAAGUGGGUAUACUGGCCAUAUCGGAAAAAGCACUCCAAAACUGGGCUCCGCAUUAGCUUCCGGUGGCAAACUACCAACAGUUGCGACUGCUUCUCCCAAAAGUUAUGGGUCAUCUUAUCAGCCAUCAAGAAAUAAUAAAUCGUCAACUUUUGGUAUAAUAUGGUUACCCGGUAAAAAACGAAAUAAGCAUAAGGAAUUGGUUUAUAAUUCCCACAAAAAUGAACGUACUGGUGACCGAGCGCCAUCUAUGUACAAUUUCAUGUCGGGAGAUUCCUCUAGCCAGCUGACUCAUUUGAAGAAGAAAGAAGAAGAAUCCGACCUAUUGGUUCCUCAACACAGUGGUCAUAUUCCGGUAGUUGUUGCGGGUGCAGGGGUUGCAGCAGCAUCUGAACUUCCACCUGAUAUUGUGAGCACAAAUUCAGAAGAAAAACAAGAAUUUAUUAAGAGUGAUAAAGAAGACCGAAAGGAGGCAUCUGGAGAUGCAAAUGAUAAUGGAAAAAAACCAGAUAAAGAUUACCUUGAAAACAAUGAAAUAGACAAAAGCUCUUCAAACACAAAGACAGAAAAAGACAAAUUAGGUGAUAACGUGGACAGUGUGUUCCUUAGAUCCCCACCACCUCAUAAGACUCGGUCUACUGCAUCCACAGUCGAGGAAGAAGACUGUGGAAUUAAAUGCCUAUACUAUACAUUGCAAUGUUGUGAUUGUGUGCUCAUGUAAGCUGCCAUUAAUUUAGUUAUUUCUAUCAUAUAUUUGUAUAAGGGGUAUAUUUUGUAGAUGGACAAUCUUUAAAUUGUAUACCAUUCAUAAUCUUUAUACAACAUUCCAUAAGAAUUAAUAACAGUUCCCUAUGAAUUACUCUGCAUCAAACAAAGCUGAUUAUGAUAUUAAUUAUAUAUUGUACAUAUCCAUUUAUUGAUUCUUAAAUUUGACAAAUAUCUUAUUGUAGAUAAUGAUUGGUCUUCAUAUAUCCUUCAGUGAGACAUAUGUAUGCAUCUCUACAUAUAUACCCUACUCAUUAAGUGAGACCAUACAGUGACCUAGAUUAAGUUAUUAGAAGUAAUUCAAUAUUGUAUUACAAUUAAGUUUUGACAAAUACAGAGACGGGAUGAGGGGAAACACUAAGAGCAUACUGUCAAAAUUUCGCCUUAAAAUGUUCUUUGUAUUAAAAUUUACCAUUUGUUCAUUAAAUCUUGCAUAACAUAUCAACAAGUACAGGACACAAACAAAUUAUUUUAAUUUUGAUAUAACAUAAUUAUGCAUUUGUAUGAACUUUGAGAUUAAGCUCUAUUUUUGUACUUAUUUUUGUGCCAAAAGCAUGAGUAUGUUCAAGAAAUGUAACUUUGGAAUUUUGCAAUUAAUCACUGACAUUCCAACUAAAACCUCAAUUUUUGUGAUAAGAUUUAUAUAUUUUUGUAUUUAACUUUAUGUAAUGUUUAGUAUUAAAACUCAAUCCUUAAUUAGAUUGAUACAUUUCAGUGUUAGGUGCUGAGAAAUUUGUUACUUGAUUAUUCUAUUAUACUUUUAAUAUUUCAUACAUUGUAUGAUGCGUUUCGUUUUCAAAUUAACUUUACCAAAACAACAAUUGAAUCUCAUCAGUCUCCGUCCACUUUUGGAGUCUGUCACUCGGUAAGGAAAAAAGUAUUAUAUAUUUUUAAAUAUGUACACAUUUUGUACUGAUAAAUAAAUGUAUGGAAAAUGUAAAA
Nymphalis io (European peacock) is the source of this 1975-nucleotide messenger RNA. RefSeq lists its product as uncharacterized. The transcript is spliced from 4 exons. The record is from RefSeq and is a predicted model, not a curated record. NCBI's taxonomy places the organism in Eukaryota, Metazoa, Arthropoda, Insecta, Lepidoptera, Nymphalidae. Bases 240 to 989 code for a protein of 249 amino acids.